Molecule: messenger RNA, 1515 nt
Organism: Medicago truncatula (barrel medic)
Lineage: Eukaryota; Viridiplantae; Streptophyta; Magnoliopsida; Fabales; Fabaceae
Exons: 5
Coding region: 36-1241 (401 amino acids)
Source: RefSeq, a predicted model, not a curated record
CAGAUCGAGCUGAUCUGGUAAACGUCUGUCUAUGUAUGAGUACAACGUUCCUCUCCCCUAUUUGUCGAUCUGUCUCUGUUUUCAUUCUUCUCUUCUCUUCUCUUACAACAAUGGCCACUGGAGUUAGCAGAAAAAUUUCAGCAGCAUCAGCUCGUUCUCACACCAGAAGGGCCAACAAGUCCUCUUCGUUUCAGUUUCCUUCAGGAAUUCUUAGAACAACACUAGCAGUGUUGUUAAUUGGGGUUCUAGCAUGGGCUUAUCAAGUUUUGCAAGCUCCUGCUCCCAAAAUAUGUGGCUCUCCUGAUGGACCACCUAUAACAGCACCAAGAAUCAAACUAAGAGAUGGAAGGCAUUUGGCAUACAAGGAGCACGGUGUUCCUAAAGACACGGCAAAGUAUAAAAUCAUCUAUGUCCAUGGUUUCAGCAGUUGCAGACAUGACGCUGUGGUUGCCAAGACCCUAUCACCCGAUUUUGUCAAGGAAUUAGGGGUCUACAUUGUAUCCUUUGAUAGACCUGGUUAUGGAGAAAGUGAUCCCGAUCCAAAUCGUACGUUAAAGAGCAUUGCCUUAGAUAUAGAAGAGCUUGCUGAUCAAUUGGAAUUGGGGUCCAAAUUCUAUGUCAUUGGUACUUCCCUGGGUGGGCAAAUUGUUUGGAACUGCCUUAAGCACAUACCUCACAGGCUGGUAGGUGCAGCGCUCUUAGCCCCAGUCGUCAACUUCUGGUGGCCUGAUCUUCCUGCAAACUUAACGGCCGAAGCCUAUUCCCAAUGGAAAUUACAUGACCAAUGGGCGCUUCGUGUUGCUCACUACACGCCAUGGCUAACAUACUGGUGGAACACUCAAAGAUGGUUCCCAAUUAUUAGUGUGAUUUCUGGUAGUCCAGAUAUCCUUUCGAAACAAGACAAAGAGCUUGUAACUAAGUUCAUGGAUAAUAAAGAGAAUUAUGUGGAGCAGGUACGACAACAAGGUGAAUAUGAAAGCCUCCACCGUGACAUAAAUAUUGGAUUUGGAAAAUGGGAAUAUACUCCUUUGGAUCUUCAAAAUCCAUUUCCAAACAAUGAAGGUUCUGUUCAUCUUUGGCAAGGAGAUGAAGAUAUUAUGGUUCCUGUCACACUACAACGAUACAUCGCACAAAACCUUCCGUGGGUUCACUACCAUGAACUUUCAGGUUCUGGCCACCUUUUCCCUCAUGCCGAUGGUGUGAGUGAGACUAUCAUUAAGUUACUUUUAGGUGUGAAGUAGGCUUCUGUAUUGAUCACCGGCUAUCCAGCCAGCUUGGGCAUUUAUUAUCUCCGUUUCGGAGAAUUCAAACUGAAGAUCACACACAACACAUAUGAUAAACUUUGAGCAACUUGAAUGUAGGAUGAAUCUAGUUAUUUCUUGAUAGUUAAAUAUGUAUGUUGUUCUUUUGUUUUAAAAUUUACAGAAGUUGGGAUGUUGUUUUUGAGAUGUAUAUAGUCAUCGUCAGCAAUUAGAUAUUAUCCUCGCCUUUUCCCGUGAGGAUGCUUCAAGCUGA